Molecule: messenger RNA, 522 nt
Organism: Zymoseptoria tritici IPO323
Lineage: Eukaryota; Fungi; Ascomycota; Dothideomycetes; Mycosphaerellales; Mycosphaerellaceae
Exons: 3
Coding region: 51-326 (91 amino acids)
Biological process (GO): fatty acid metabolic process
Molecular function (GO): long-chain fatty acyl-CoA binding
Source: RefSeq, a predicted model, not a curated record
CUCCCCAAAUAAACAAGACACCAGCAACACACCGCGUCACCACAACGACCAUGUCUGCCGAAUUCAAGAAGGCCGCUGAGGACAGCAAGAAGCUGAAGACCACUCCCAGCAACGACCAGCUGCUCGAGCUCUACGCCCUGUACAAGGUCGGCAACGGCGAGGACUUCGAAAAAGCAGCCAAGCCAGGUGUCUUUGACAUGAAGGGCAAGUACAAGUACAACGCCUGGAAGAAAGAGGUGGACGAGGGUACGACCGCGGAUGGCGCCCAGCAGAGAUACAUCGCGCUUGUUGACAAGCUGAAGAGCGAGUUGGGCUUCGACGCAUGAUUGCGAGGAAAGAGCUGGAGAAAGCCGAAUGAGCGAGGAGGCAAUACCACAUCUCCAUUCUCGUCUCACCAGUUGAGCUCGAUAUCUCGAUACGUGCUCGCAAAUCCAUCGAAUCAGGUGAAGUUUGCUGCUCGGCUCUAACUGGGACGACCACGUACGCAAGUACUCGAAGCUAUGAAUUCCAAAAUUUCCUUCU